Molecule: messenger RNA, 1215 nt
Organism: Aaosphaeria arxii CBS 175.79
Lineage: Eukaryota; Fungi; Ascomycota; Dothideomycetes; Pleosporales
Exons: 3
Coding region: 1-1215 (404 amino acids)
Biological process (GO): regulation of DNA-templated transcription
Molecular function (GO): DNA-binding transcription factor activity, RNA polymerase II-specific; zinc ion binding
Source: RefSeq, a predicted model, not a curated record
AUGUUUCCUCACCAGGGCGGCCAAGGACAUAUGCCCACUCACUGGCAGCCUCCCACCUCUCAGCAGCCCGCCAACGGCGCAUAUGCUCACCCGCAGCAGCCAUCUCAUAUCAAUAGCUCUCUCCCACCACCUCCUCCCCAAGAGCCUCGACACGAUAUGGCCGCUCAUCAGCAUCCCCAACAGCCCUACCGCCUCCCAGGUCCCCACGAAUGGACUCGAGCGCCUCCUCCACCAGGUCCAUAUGCAGGCCACCCGUCCCAGCCUCCUCCACCUCCUCCUCAAUACAUGAACCACGGUCACCAGCCGCCUGCUCCUCGACAGAGAACUGCCAUCGCCUGCCGCUACUGCAGGAGACGCAAGAUUCGAUGCUCAGGUUUCGAAAACACGGAUGAUGGCCGCUGCUCCAAUUGCAUGAGGUUCAACCAGGACUGUAUCUUCACUCCUGUCUCGGCACAGACUCAGGCAUUCGUUCCUGCACACACCGUCUGGCGUGGCGUUGGUGCUCCUCCACCAAUGUACGGUGCAUACGGGCAACCUCUCCAACCCGCUCCCCAUGGAGGAGAUCCGUAUGCACAACAGCAGCAGCAGCAGCCGCCUCCGCCACGCGGACAACAGUACUUGCCCAGCCCAACAGGGGCGUCAGGUCCGUACCCAGCUCAUUCUACUUAUCCUCCUCCACCUGGCACUUCUUACGAUGAGGGAAGCCGUGAUGCCAUGAGCAGGAAGAGGCCCUACGCGGAGCCUCAUACCCCAACACUGCCGCCUCCCAAUCCUGCCACCGCAUCACAGCUACCUCAUCGAAGCGCCGGUCCAGAGUAUACUUAUCCAGACCCAACGUCUCUAACAUCCGCUGCGUCUCCAGCGCCUUCAAGCUCCUCUUAUCAAUCCGGUCCUCCACCCCCUCCACCCGCAAACGACCCUUACUAUACCACACAACCCCGCCGAGGAUCUCCACAGAGCAACUACUCGGCCUCUUCUCCACACGGCCAGGCCCCUCCUGCAUCCGCAACUUCUCCCUACUACCCUCCCCAAGCCCCGAAUGGUCUCCAACCUAUGCCUCCUCGUAGCGAGGGAAGAACUCCACCUCCUCCCAAUUCUCAGACGCCCAGCAAUCGACCGGGAAUGCGCAUCAAUGACCUCGUGAGCGACAACGGCGGUGGCCGUAGUUCUACCGAUUCCGACAUGCUCAACAUGCUCAAUCGCCGACCCAUGUAA